GUUUUGAUGACGAUAAAUGACGAGGUCAGAGCGUGGACGAACAAGCUAAUCGACAUCCCUCAUAACCUUCGACCGAAAUCAAUUUGACUGUCUUCAUUUGCUAAGUAAUCAAAAUAUAUCACAACCGAUCUUAAUUAGUUAGAGAUAAAAAAAGAAGCAAAUCGGCAUAAUAUGACAUGUAUGAUUAUUAGUAGAGUGUUAUACUUGUUCGCUGGAAGGCUGAGAACAAAACUAUUUACAAGCUGUAUUGCAUUCAACUGACAAACAUAAACAGACGGAUGUAACAGCUAGAGUAUGAAAAACUUCAAUAUAUUCGUGCACUUGGCCAGUAUUUUUGUGGCUUUAUUGGUAUGUGAUGCCAUUGGCCAGCAGCCACAGGUUGACAUUCCAGAUUUCGGAACCAUUUAUGGGGAAACUAUCCCUUUCAAGUCAGACUAUCCCGCGGUCGACACCCAUGUCAACGCCUACCGCGGGAUUCCUUUCGCUAAGAAUGCCUCGCAUUAUCGCUUUAUGAAGCCUGAGCCUCUGGACUCAUUGGAAGAUGGCUGGCUGAAUGCUACAGCAUACAGCAGUAUAUGCUGGCAAUUACCUGAAGUGCUAGAAGGUGAAUCACAGAGCGAAGAUUGUCUGUAUCUCAAUAUAUGGACUCCGCAUCCUCAGCCCACAAACGCACCCGUAAUGGUGUGGUUCCAUGGUGGCGGAUUUGUGAUAGGGUCUUCAUCUAAAGCCAGCUAUGAAGGCCACGCCCUUUGCGGAUACCAUGGAGUGAUCCUGGUGAAUACCAACUACAGGCUCAAUGGAUUUGGAUUUCUCUCUACUGGUGAUGAUGUCUUGCCAGGGAUGUACGGAAUGUAUGACCAGCUCGAAGCUCUCAAAUGGGUCAAUAAGCAUAUCACAGCUUUUGGUGGCGAUCCGGAACAAGUGACAAUCUUUGGGCAGAGUGCCGGAGCCGGCAGCGUUGGUUUACACCUUCUUGCUCAGGAAAGCGAACAAUACUUCCAGAGAGCAAUUCUAGUUAGCGGUACUGCUACAAGUCCAUGGGCUGUCGAGACAGAUGCAAGUAAAGCCAGGGAUGAUGCUUUUGGUGUCGGUGAAGCAGCCAGCUGUCCUGAUCUAAGUACAAGCGAAGCUUUAGCUCAAUGCCUGAGAGAUCUACCAGAGAAGACACUCACAUUCGCCAUUGAUAGAAUUCUUCUUGAAACCACAAACGUCAUCCCCUUCGUUCCGACUGUAGACGGAACGUUUUUGGUCGAUAACCCCCUCAAUCUGGUUAAAGUGAAUCGUUUCAAGAAGUGCCCAAUCUUGCUUGGAGCGACAAAAGACGACGGUAGUCUCGUCGCAGGGAGGGCCUUCAUCAGACAGAUUAACACAGACGAAGGGUACGCGAAUAAAACCGAAUUCCGUGACGCACUUGAGCGCUUCACCUAUACGUAUGUCAAUGACGUCAUCAUCGAUGCGAUCAUGCAGGAAUACGUCGACUGGACUCUCGCAGACGAUCCUCAAGCGAAUUAUUUUUAUGACUAUAUUGCAGUCGAGACUGAUGAGGCGUUCACUUGUCCGUCCGUAGACUUUGCAAGAUAUUACGCAGAGGACGGUCAGGAUGUCUAUCUUUAUGACUUUACACAUUUGCCCAAUCAGACCGUGUGGACCAGCGAUCUGGCCUCACCAGAGUGGAGAGGCGUGGCUCACGCUGAAGAUUUACAGUUCAUAUUUGGAUAUCAUUUUAAUCCAUCUUUGACUCUAUGGGACAACAUGCCCUUAGAGGAGGUGGAUCUCACCGUUGAUAUCAUGAGAUAUUAUACCAACUUUGCAAAGACAGGAAAUCCUAAUUUAGAGACAUUUGGUGGGCAACCUGACACGUCAUCCAAAGCAUGGCCAAAGUUUAGUCUUCCUGAUCUAGACUACAAAAUCCUCAACCCAGCCGUAGAGAACAGCCAAGGUUUGAAAGCAAGAGAGUGCAACUUUUGGAACAAAUACCUACCAAGUCUUGUUAUCCAGUCUAUGGAUUUGUCUGAUCUUGAAGAGCAGUGGAGAGAAGAUUACAAUCGAUGGAAAACAGAAGAUAUGGUGGAAUGGCAAGCGGCUUUUGAUGAUUAUAAAUCAAACACUCAACCUUGCAACUAGGAGUUGAAGAAAUAUCCCAUUAAAACUUUAUUAUUGUACAACUAUCAUUUGUUUUAUUUGAUGUGGCAUAUGCUGCUAGCUGGAAACUACGGGACGGGUGUUACAGCGAGAGUGUAAAUGAUUAAAUCACCGGUUCGGUGAUGUAGUAUUAAAAUCAUUUAUUGAAAUAUGAUUAUUUCAUAACCAUAAUAAUCUAUUUGCCAGUCGUUUCAAUGUCAAAUUCUUAAAAUGCACGAACGUGCAAUUUAGGUUAUACAGUGCGUCCCAGAAAAAACGAAACCGAGAUUUAGCGAUGAUUUAUCAUAACUUAAUCACAAAUACAAUAGACAAAUGACCUACCAUUGUAAAGCUUAGAAUCUCCUCUUUCAUCUGAAAUUCAUCUGAAACAAUUUGAAGAGGGGAUACCAAAAAGUCAUUUGGCGGGCUGUAUCUGGGUUUCAAAAAGAAAACCACAUUUCUAAAAAGUUCAAUAUCUGCUCUUUAAUUUGAUACCUCAAUUACAGAAAAUGGUCAAGAAAUAAGAAAGUUCUGGUUAUUUGAAAUAAGGCUUGAAUUUCAAUAAUUUCAUAAAAUGAAUAGGUUUUACAGGCUAGCGGUCAAACUCACUCGACACUCUGUUUUGUUGACGAUCAGCCAUGCAUUUAGUCUUUUGUUGACCAUGCGAUAGCUUCUGUGGGAAACCGGUGAAAACACGUUUAUUUAAUGAAAUUAUGGAAAUACAAGCAUUGCUUCGAGGGAACGUAACUUUUUUACUUCUUGACCAUUUUUUGUGAUUAAGGUAUCAAAUUAAAGAGCAGAUAUUGAACUUUUUAAAAUUCAGAUACCCCCGCCAAAUGAAUUUUUGAUAUCCUUUCUUCAAAUUGUUUUUGCUCACUCAUGCGUGAAUGAGGAAUAAUCUAAGUAAUAUCAGAUGAAAGAGGAGAUUCUAAGCUUUACAUUGGUAGGUCAUUUGUCUAUUGUAUUUGUGAUUAAGUUAUGAUAAAUCAUCGCUAAAUCUCGGUUUCGUUUUUUCUGGGACGCACUGUACAGCGUGUGAAUACAACAUACAUCUGUAUCAGUGCAUAUUUUGUGUGGUUUCACUUUCACAUAAAUAAUUCACACUACUUCCGUUCCGUUCAGAUAAUACCUUGCCCUUUUUCAUUCUGUGAAUUUAUUUUAUUAUGAGUACAAGGAAUCGUUAUGGCAUCGACGUGUCAAGAAAGACAUGGAUGUCAUAUACAUGAUUGCAAGCAUGUUAAUUUUAGCGCAUGAUAUUGUUUAAAACAUACGUUUACUUGCUGGAAUAAGAAUCCCCAAAUUAUCGUUUGGUAUUAUCACACACGGAAAAGAUAAACCGAUAAUCUUUAAGAGUAAAUUGGUGUUUAUUAUAAAGAAAGCACCUCAACUAUGUAUCUUUAAAUAAAUUUCAAGCUUCAACCAACCUUUAAUUCAUAUGGGGCGACUCUGUAUCUGUUUUGACACACGUAGUGUAACAUGUUCCUCAGAAACUAAUUAUAUCUAUACGUCUGUCAGUCCAGUAGGUCCAAGGUAAGUCUCAGCCAAAUAUUAUAGUUAAACUCAGGAGGAUGAAUUCUAUCUCGUGUUUCUCUUUACUCCAUUAAAGGGAUGGUCCAGGCUGGAGUUAUUUAUAUCUCAAUAAAUAGAGUAAAAUUCACAAAGCAAAAUGCUGAAAAUUUGAUCAAAAUAUGAUAACAAAUAACGAAGUUAUUAAAUUUGAAAGAUUUGCAUUAUUCCGGUGAAACACUUCUAGGCAUGUCUUCAUGAAUAUUUAUUAGGUGGGAUGAUGAUGUCAUAUCCCCACUUGUUCUUUUGUAUUUUAUUAUAUGAAAUCAGGUUUAUUCCAAAAAAUUCUACCAAAAACUAAAACAAUUGGAUUGACAACUGAUUAAGUGCAUUUGUUAUUGCCGCAACUUAUUUCAUCGUAAUGGAGACACAUCAUGUACACAUGUAUGAAAUAAUGAAACAUUUAUGAUUUCAUUUAAUACAAGAAAAUGGAAAGUGGGGAUGUGACAACAUCAGCCCAUCUAAUGAAUAAUCAUGACGAUGUGCUUAUAACUGUUUUCACAAAAUAUUAAUAAACUUUAAAAUUCAAUAACUUCGUUAUUUGUUAUCCGAAUUUGAUGAAAUUUUCAGCAUUUUGCUCUGGGAAUUUUACUCUAUUUACUUAGAUAUAAAUAUUUUCAGCCCGGACCAUCCCUUUAAGUGCUCUUGCAGGGGAACUGAUGUUUAUUCCUUCCUAUCUCUAUACUCCAUUAAGUGCUCUCGCUGGGGAACUGAUGUUUUAUUCCCUCUUAUUUGACUUUUGAGUCAACAUGAUGAAAAAAUACAGUACAUGCUGAAAGCAGUAUGUUGACGAGUCAUGAAGUUUUGGUAUCAUGUCUAGAGUUAGGCGUAGAAUAAAUAUUGACCACUCAUUGAUAAAAUGAUAAAAGAAUGAGAUUACAUUGGUUUAGAUCUGUUAAGGUAUCAAUUAUCGUGAUACGUAUUCAUGAACUAUAGACUUGCCGUAUGCGUGGUUUACAUUAAACUUACGAUAUAAUGCCAGACACA
Molecule: messenger RNA, 4674 nt
Organism: Lytechinus pictus (painted urchin)
Lineage: Eukaryota; Metazoa; Echinodermata; Echinoidea; Temnopleuroida; Toxopneustidae
Product: acetylcholinesterase-like
Exons: 8
Coding region: 295-2124 (609 amino acids)
Molecular function (GO): cholinesterase activity
Source: RefSeq, a predicted model, not a curated record